This is a messenger RNA of Symbiodinium natans, 591 nucleotides long. The record is from the annotation of a GenBank genome assembly. NCBI's taxonomy places the organism in Eukaryota, Dinophyceae, Suessiales, Symbiodiniaceae.
AUGAGCUGUGCUCAAUCUGGAACGGAUGGACCUUUUGACGUGAAGAUCGAUGGUGAUAAAAUCGAUGUGGAUGAAGUUUGUCCCUUCUCGGAUGAUCGGCAAGAAGACGAAGGCGACCAGUCGAAUCAGACUUUAGUGGAGCUACCAGACAGCCCACGUAGCUAUCUCCAACAUUUCCUGCAGCAAGCCGCUUCGAAUUCUGAAGUUAUUGAGGAGGCUCAGCUCAAGGACACAAUUCACUCCGCCAGCUCGUCCUCUGUCAGUCAUCGUGCAUGGACCGGACGCCUCUACCAGGAGAUAUGUGAGCAACUCCGGCAAAUUCAGUCGACCAAAGGUUACACUACGGAAGGUACUACCGAUUCUAUCAACCAGAUUCAGUCAGGCCUGUCCCGGGUGCAUUCUCAUCCCUCAAUAGAAGCAAAGCACACACCUUCGGAACGGCGGUGUGUCUCCGUUGCGAGUGAGGAUUGUCCCGAAGCUCAGUUCAUGGAUCCCUUAGAGAGAUUAAGUACUUUGCAUGCAGAGCAAAGGAGGGCCUUCAAGUUGCAAAGACGGGAGGAACGCUUGAGGCGCUUGAGGGGUCUUGGUUGA